CUCCAAUAGAGAGGAAGCUGUUCCAAGACACUGGCAGUCAAUGCAACAUCAUUCCCACCCCAAAGAAAGAGGUAUCACCUCCACCAUCAUCAUCAUCAUCUCCAUCUCCACCUUCAUCACCAGGAUAUCAUCCACCUUCGUCACCUGACCUUUCAUCAUCAGAAGGUGACUACCAGAGGAACAGUGAGCCGGAUAUGGAUGAGCCUGUCACACCCAUCCACAAGGAGAAGAAGUUUAUUGUCUUCAUAACUUGCCUCACGAGGUUGCUCAGCUGGUGCCACUGCCCCGACUGUGGUUCAGUUGACAUUUCCACAUGCAACAAUGUCAUUGGCUCACUCCUAGUCAUUACGUUGUCAUGUGCAUCUUGCUUCAAGAAAGUGACAUGGAACAGCCAACCCUACAUCGGCAGCACACCAGCGGGCAACAUUCUCUUGUCCGCUUCAAUUUUGUUGGCAGGUGCCACUGCAGGAAAGGUUCUGCGGGUUAUGAGAACCAUGGCAUUGGCGACCAUAUCUUCACGGACAUAUUUCCGGCACCAGAGAAGUGUUUUGUUGCCAGUUGUCCAGCGAGUAUGGAACAUGAGACAGACAUUCUUGCUUGGCACAUUUCAGGCAGAGGGAAGAGACCUGGUCCUGGGAGGUGAUGGCCGGGCCGAUAGCCCGGGACAUUGUGCAACAUUUGGGAGUUACACCAUGUUGGAGCUGCAUGCCAAUGUAGUAAUAGAUGUUCAGCUAGUUCAGAGCAAUGAAUGUGGUGGUAGCUACCAUAUGGAGAAAACUGGGUUGGAGCGCUCCCUGGCUCAUCUUGAGCGGCAUGGACUUGCAGUGGGCACGAUGGUCACCGACCGACACGGGCAAAUAGCCAAGUGGCUCAGAGAGACCUACCCCCACAUUGAGCACCUCUAUGAUAUCUGGCAUGUAGCAAAAGGAUUUUCCAAAAAACUGCUUGCGGCGUCCAAUGAGCGGGAGUGUCAGGUGCUUCGCCCAUGGAUAAAGAGUGUGAGCAACCAUAUGUACUGGUGUGCGGUGUCGACCCCUUCUGGUCAAGGAGCCCAGAUUGUUGCAAAAUGGGAGUCGGUUGUGUCUCAUGUACAGAACGUACACACAGGCCAUGGAGACCUAUUCCCGUCAUGCAUCCAUGGCAGGCUGGAGGGGAGGGAGUCCCACAAGAAAUGGCUGGAACCAUCAUCCAAGGCAGCAGUCAAAUUGGAGACGCUGGUGUGCAACAAAACCCUGUGUAACGACAUUUUGAAGCUAUCUGGGGGCUCCCAAACAUCAGCAGUGGAGGGAUUCCACAGCCUCCUUAUCCAGUUUGCGCCGAAGAUGUAUGUCUUCUCCUACACAGGAAUGCUUUGUCGGAUACUGAUUGCAGCCCUCCACUUCAAUGAAAAUGCCAACCGGGUACAAGGCGUGACAAAGCCUGGGGAAGCCAUGUAUAGCAUCAAGUACCCAAAGGGUAGAAAGGGAGCAGCAGUACUUCGCAGAGUGUUGGAAAGUCCAACCUAUGAAUAUGCCCAAGAACUCCUGGCAGAAGGAGUGCACAGACAAGGAGAAUGUUGAGGCAGAGUUCGCAGUGGAACCAGUGAUUGUGCCACCCCCACUUUGUGCCGAGUUCCCACAUCCCGAGAAAGCAGACUUUGUGAAGCAACACCUAAGUCGCUUCAAGAAAUAAACGAGGUUCAUCAGGUUCUGGCUGUGGCUCUUGAAAUCCCUGGUAGUCGGGUGAUGGGAAGGUAUCACGGAUCUUCACCACGACACAGGCAGGCAGUGGUACCCUGAUUUGCUUGCCGAGGUAUCCCCAGCACCAUCGUACCAAUUGGCGGUAGGCAGUGUAGCGUCGACGUCUGUAGGGAAAAACAUAGGGAGAGUGAGUUAUUAGUUUUAAUAUGCAUUACAUUACGAAGUGUAAGAUGUUCAUAUCUGUAAAAUAGUUUUGUGAUGAGUGUUACGUGCCGUAGUGGGUGCUGGUGUGUGUGUGUGUGUGUGUGUGUUUCUCUCUCUCCCUGAUUGUCUCCAGGUGCAGCCUCUCCCCCAGGUGCUCCCAAUCACCAAUCAGGACCUCCAUAAAGGACCUGAGGAAGGCUGCAGUGGCCCGCUCCCCUUCUCCUCUGGCUGCAUGUGUGCAGCAUGGUGUCUGUCUCUGUGUGAGGCCUAGUUGAAUGUGUGUGUUGCUCAUUGUUAGGAGAUGUGCUCCAGUGUACCUUGUUUAAUGUAGUCACUUUCUGUUUAAAGAAAGUUGUUAUAGUUUAUUUUGCAAGUUGGCUGGUGAGCCCUUUCUCUUUGUUUAAUUAAAAGUCCAUCUUGUGGCUUCACAAA
Gymnodraco acuticeps is the source of this 2315-nucleotide messenger RNA. RefSeq lists its product as uncharacterized. The record is from RefSeq and is a predicted model, not a curated record. Lineage: Eukaryota; Metazoa; Chordata; Actinopteri; Perciformes; Bathydraconidae. The coding region runs from base 195 to 1559 and encodes 454 amino acids. The transcript has 6 exons.